Ceraceosorus guamensis is the source of this 4124-nucleotide messenger RNA. RefSeq lists its product as hypothetical. The transcript has 2 exons. Gene Ontology annotation, molecular function: GTPase activator activity; small GTPase binding. The coding region runs from base 92 to 4069 and encodes 1325 amino acids. Gene Ontology annotation, biological process: small GTPase-mediated signal transduction. Lineage: Eukaryota; Fungi; Basidiomycota; Exobasidiomycetes; Ceraceosorales; Ceraceosoraceae. The record is from RefSeq and is a predicted model, not a curated record.
UUUGAGCGGCACACUACGCCAUCUUGAGCUCCACACCUCUCGCCUUUCAGCGCAUCUAGGACAAAAUUGCGCGGUCGCACCGCAAUUCAGAAUGUCAGAUUCGUCGUCAUCACGCAGCGGGGGCGUGUUGGGCAAGCUGUUCUCCUCCACCGCGAACAAUGAUUUUGCGCUGCCCUCUUCGCUGAACAAGGUUGCACCAGAUCGGCCCUCACCCGCUUCCAUGCGUCCUUCCUUCCAAACCACUCCGAGAGAACACUCCCCGAGCACAGGUCCUCCACGAUCAGCGGGAUCCACGAGCGCCGCAACUCCAAUGAUGCUCAACCAAUCUCAAGCGCCAUCCGCGUAUGCAGCCUUUAGCGGGCCAGGACGGCCUCCAACGGAUAGGAGAGGUAGCGAGCCGGUGUUGCACGCAGCGUCUAGUGCAUCACUCCCUUUGCCAGGGGCCAGUCUCAUUGGGCCUCCCCGCAGGCCCCCUAAGCCGGAUGCUUUGCGCAUCAAGAAACCAAAGGCAAAGGCUCUCAGCAUUUCACUACUUUCCGGCUCAAGUCCGUCCACGGCGCCUCGCGAAGGCUCUUCAUCAACACCUGCCACACCUUACGGCGCGAGUACCGAUCUGCUUGGCCUGCCCCAACCAGCUGCAGCUCGCAAUGGCUUCAACGUCUCUGUGCUCCCUGGCCCGAAAUCAGCGGGGCACCGCAGACCUUCACCGAGAAUGGAACAGGCGGCAUUCCCUCAGCGCAGUCACAGUGCGCUUGGAUACAACGAUGCGCAGGAAGAGGAGUUGAUAGAUGAGGAACUGGGCGCUGGUAGGAAGCGCAAGUCCUCCGCUCGUUUGUUGAACGUGCUCGCCUCGCGCGGGGGCGCGACAUCUGGAGCCUUUGUUCACGAUGACGUCCACAUCAUAUCGAGAUCCACCGCCUCUUCUGAAGGAGCAGUGACAGCUCCUCCGCGUGCAUCGUCCAGCAGUAUUCGAGAUCAACAAGUGGCAGGCCCUCAGCCUCCCCCUCCCCCUAGCACCAAAGCACGCCCGCCCAACUUGCCAGAUCGACUUCCAAAUGCUGCAGAGAGCACCUUCCUUGACUCGGUCGCAGACUCAAGUGUGUCUCGGCCCUCUGUCGAAAUUACAGACUGGGAGCAGCACGAGACAGGAAAUGAUCACCUCGCCCAACAGCGUUCUCGAUCUCGAGAGGGACAAGCAUCUCCUCCGCAGCAGACGGAACAGCCCACAGUCGUCCAUCCCCAGCUACAGCCCCGACGCAAGUUUAGCAUGAGCAGCCUGCUUGAAGCAGCUCCUCGAUCCAUUGCAAACGCGCGCUCGGGAGCAGAGGGCGUCAACACUGCCGCUUACGCAGCCUUUCCUUCAGCUGCUCUACCGCAAGCGAGAUUGCGGCCAGCUGCGCAGCAGCAUGGAGGCAGUGACGCCUUGGGUAUUCCAUACGCGACAGGGGGCGCACCUGCAUCUGCGAAGAACAAGAGGAGGUCGCCAGGUGUGGAUGGCCCAUUAGUCGACUCCAAGGACCGCGCCGGUGCUUCACUUUUGAUGAUAGAUUCUGGGCAUCCUCACGGCUCAAAUCGGAACCGGCAGCCGCCAAUCUCACCAGGAGCGCAAAGGGCUCCCGCGCAGUCAGGAAGCAACAUCACUUCGGCAGCCGCACCGGCAAGUCGCAAGGCUUCAGCGCUCGCUGGUCUAUCAAGCAAGUUCAUGCGAAGUACAGAUAGAUUAGCAGAUGGGGGAGAUGAUAGGAACAUUGCUUCUUCUCCCACGCUGAUUGCUCCCCCGCCGCGACACAAGCUCGCCAAGAGCUACACGCGAGAUGGACAGCCUGGAGGAGGGCAAAUUAGUCGCAAAGGUGACUGGGAACCGUUGGCGGCCUCCCAAAGUGGGGGUGUGGCUCACACAAUAGGGCAGAUUGGAGCAGCUGUCGGCAAGAAAGGUUUGGGCAUGAUGAGGAGCUGGAAUUCAAGCCAACAAGGCAACCCUGCCUCGACCCCGGAGCUUUCCAGCCAGCCUGGCGCAUCUAGCGCAUCGCAGUACGUCGAUAAUGAAGCGACGCGAAGGUGGAACAAUGCUACCGAUCCUGAUGUCGCCUUGCCACCUAGAGGGAGCUCCGCACGACUUGCACCGGCAAUGCAUGGGGGCGUGUUCGCUGUUCCGCUGCGGGACGCCGUACUCCGCACCCGGCUCCUAGAUGCUGAGGCUGGCAUAAGCGUCAAUCCGACCUUGCGCUCCAACCCAAGUACGACACCGCGUCCCCUCACCCAGCUGGAAGAUCUCGAUCUGGGACUCGACUUUUCGGUGCCGAUGCCAGCUUCUUCUAGUGAUUCGAUGAUCGAAUGGCGUUCGUCACGAUUCGUAGGCAGCCCUACUCUAUCCGCAUUGCCACCUGCCGCUGCGUCGCAGGCCGAAGCAAGAAGGAGGUAUAUGCCCGCGGUCGUCGUACGCUGUCUGGAGUCUCUCGAAAGAUGGGGAUCCGACGAGGAGGGCAUCUAUCGUAUUUCGGGCAGGAGCAGUCAUACGACCAAGCUCAGACUCAUUUUUGAUCGUCCUGGAGGCGAUCUGGAACUGCAAGACAUUGGACCAGCAGACCUGGACUUGAAUAGUGUCUCGAGCUUGCUCAAGCAUUAUCUUAGAGAGCUGCCCGAAUCCCUGCUGACGCAGAAGCUGGCAAGGUCAUUCGACGAGGCGGCAGCCAACGCCACUGGGUCGUGUGCCACUUCAGGUAAUUCCUCCGGAGGUCCUGGCGGAUUGGCAAUGGGCAUGUUUGGAGCCUCGCCUGUCGAUCGCCCACACAGCGCAAUGCACCCAGAUCAGCACUCUCUCGCUAUGGCGCAAGCCGUGGCGCCUAUCAUGCCCCGCUUACCGGUGUGCAACUGGUACCUCUUGCGAGAGAUUACGCACCACUUGUCCAAGCUUUGUCAGCCGGAAGUGGUGGCGCGGACCAAAAUGCCUCUCAACAAUCUCGGUUUGGUACUGGCGCCCACUCUUGGCCUCAGCGUGGGCAUGAUGCGAGCACUCAUCCAGCACCACGCCAUCGUCUUCUCCGCCGGUGGACCGACUGAAAAUGAUGAGCAGCUCGGUGCGCCGGAGGGCUCGGUAGUGACGCUCGCUCGCGCGGCAGAGGGGCACAGGAGCGCAGAUCACAUGUUGCUAGCUGAUGCGUCGAGAAGAGCUGUACGUCCCUCUACAAGCCCCGGCUUCGAGCCUGAAGUAGCGCCAGGACUGUUGACCGUCAGUCGAUCCAGCGAUGCAAUCGACAAGCGAGACUCGAACAGCAGCGUAGCAACGCUCCGCGCGGCUCUAGAAAACAUGUCUCCAAGGACCGCCCAAUACCCGCAAGCUUUGGAAGAUGAUCCUGACAGUACGGCGGCACCCAUCGCUGCGCGAUUCACCCGAUCACGUGCAGCAUCGAAUGCCAGCGCCUUGACCUCGUUCACUUCCGGGUGGUCGGUUGCGGAGCUGCCGCCCUCACCAAUGCUGACUCAUCAACGUCUUGACAGCAAUGGAAGUAGCGUUGAAGUUGGCAAGCAGCCUGGGUCGACAUCUUCGCAGCUCGUGUCGCAGGUGUCGCCCUCUCCCUCUUCAUCUUUCAGCACAGGUACUGGGGCGCAUCUGCCAGCUGCCUGGGAGUCGAGCAGCAACAGCUCGUCUUCACGUCGCACUAGCGAAGAUGGCGAGAUGGGCGACGGCUAUCGCAAAGGUAGCAACACGGGCCCUGCAUCUCACACUUCGCACUCGUCCUCGAUCGACAGGCCGCGACCCCUAACGAGUGGCAACAAUCGCUUCUUUGCCAACAAGAAUGGCCAAAAAGCCGCUCCAAUCGUUACGCGCUUCCGCAGUCAGACCACGGCUUCCCCCGAUGUCACUUCUCCCAGGCGUCUUCCACCUUUGCAGCCGACUGGACUCAGCGUCUCCCACAGCUCGCCCAGCAAUGGACCAUCCUCUUUGCCGGACACGGGGCCGGAGCUGAGCAUGCGGCAAGGUCUAGGCCACAGUUCUGCAGCCAUCGCAGGCCGAUCUGACCCUGCACAAGAUGCAUCUCCCGUGACGCCGCUUGCUGCUCUUCCUUGAUCAUGAUGACUCUGCAUACUUUAAGGACUCGACAGCAUUGAGCGGAUGCCAGUGU